Amphiprion ocellaris (clown anemonefish) is the source of this 2730-nucleotide messenger RNA. RefSeq names its product leucine-rich repeat-containing protein 19-like. Bases 177 to 752 code for a protein of 191 amino acids. The record is from RefSeq and is a predicted model, not a curated record. The transcript is spliced from 3 exons. Lineage: Eukaryota; Metazoa; Chordata; Actinopteri; Pomacentridae.
UAAGUGCACGGUUCAGGAAGGGUGACAUUAUAACAGCUCCUGCAACCUUUGAACAGCAAGUGUCUUUGUUUUGUUCCAAAGGAGCGGGAGAGGAAGACACAAAAAUAAGUCAGGACCUGGAGACAUACACCUGCUCUGUCAGUUAGAUUCUACAGGUUUUGUCUUAGGACAGAGAGAUGGGUCAGUGGAGCUGCAACAUCUUUGCAGUGGCUCUGCUCAUUGAGAUCUUUAUCAGAGAUGCAUAUACCAUUGCUGUAUUUGAAGAUGGCGACCACAAAGGCUCCAAGAGACACCUUCUGAUGGAGUUGGAACAACUCGAAAAUAAGAGUAGCAGUAACAAUACUGUCAUGGAAACUGAAACAGGCCCAACCCCAAAGUCUCUGGAAUGGUCCUAUCUGGCAGGAGCACUCGGCACAGUCCUCACCAUCUCCCUCCUCAUCGUGAUGGUGGUGAAGUUUCGCCUCUUCCAUCGCUUCCUGGCCAGCUAUAGACACUCCCUCCUCCAGGAGACUGAUGGAGUCAGCCAGUAUGGUCAAGAGGAGGUGUCUUAUCCAAACAGCGUGUCGGGCCGAAUGGGAGUGAUUGGAGGGACCCAGGGUGAGCCAGAUGACGACGACGACGGCUUCAUUGAGGAUAACUACAUCCAGGCCAGCGAGAAAGACAGAGCAGAUAGAGACAGAGAGGAGGAGGUGCAGAUGGACACGGAGGACACGGAGGACAGUGACGAUGACCUUCAGUUCACUAUAGGGUGAUUAGAUGAACUCAAAAACAGUUUAAAGCUACAAUUUUAAAACCAAAAACCCUUACAGAGAGGUUUUGAUUGACAGUGAAGCAGGAAUGCCAAAACUUUCUGGCUUGUGACCCCUGAAAAUUAAAGACAUAACUACAAACAUGAUAACACAAUGGCAAAGUGUAAAGAAAAGUCAAAUAAGGGAAACAAAAUUUGUUUAUCAGAAUUUCUUUUUUCUUUUUGACUGUUGUAAUUACUUAUUUUCUGAUAAGAUUUAUCUCAUGACCUCUUGAAAGGGUUCCAACCCUUAGCUUGGAAACUGCUGAAAGUGCACAGUAGGUGUUUGAUGAAGGGAAAAUGUGAAAGAGCCAAUGUUUCUUUUAUGAAACAUAUAGAUCAAUGUAGUGAGGGGAAAAAGCAGAGUUAUUUGAAUACUGGAUUAGAGCCAUGGAAACUCCGUUAGACUGAGACAAGCAAUGCUUUUAGUCGCACUGGAUUACGAUACAUUUAAAGCGACGAUGAGGGUAUUUCAAUACAGCAAUUCUGCGAUACAUGACACAUUGCAAGAUAAUCAGUUACAAUACAUCAUAUCUAUGUAACUGAAGAAAGAAAAAUAAUUGGAAUUUGACAUAUCAAAUACGUUUAGAGACAAAAUGUUUUUAAAAAUUGCUCUUUGAUCUACUUGCAGCACAUUUUUUUUGUGCAUCAAAUAUUGAGGCUGUGUUUGAAUCACAAUGUCUCAGGAGCUGUUAAAGAUAAAAGUCUGAGGUGUUUACUGGUAUUUCUCAUCAUGUCCCUGAUUUUGGAUCUGCAGUGUUGGUCAAUUAGUGUCUAAUUAUGUUCAAGUAGAAUUUUUUAAAAAUUCAAGCCAUCAUUAAAUGUCCAAUCUUUAAGCUCACAUUCACACAAAAAAUGAUAAUAAAAGCAAAAUAUAGAAUACUUUUUAAUAUGAAAACUCCAAAAUAUUGCUAGAUAGCACAGUAAAUAUAACUAGUAUUCUUCAGCACUGAUUUUCUAUAUAUUUUUUUUAAUGUGUGCUCAAACAUACAACUUUUUGAGACAUCUUCAGUUUUCAUAUUUCAGCUCAUUCAUAAUCAGAGAUGAUUCGAUCUACUUGUCUGAUAUUGCAGCUAUUUCAUUUUCUGAAUCAGUGGCAUGAUGAAAAAUAAAUGGAUUAAAUGAAAAUAAUUUCAUGCUUUUAUUAGUUUCCAAGAUAUUGUCAUUCAAACAUAAAAUUCAGUUUCAACGUGUGAAAAAUGCAGUCGGUUGACAGACAAUUGUCAAAAACCUUUAUCUCUAAAUAUUUGAUAUACCACUCUGAAAUUUAACAGAUACCGUUUCAAAUAUCCAUAGUUGCUGUUUAAAAAGUUUCAAGCAGAUUAGAAGACUCUGAUGAUUUGAGAUGAACAGACCCAGGUUGCACCAUUAGAAGCUCUGAAGAAGAGACCGUGGCGAGUUAAUGCAUGUUUUAAAAAAAUGUUGAUGUUUGGUUCCAGUGUAUCAAUAAUGUGUCACAAGAAGAAAUCAUACAGUGUAUUGCAGUGUCGAUAAUUUGUGCCACCUCUACACCUCAAGAUGAGUAUGUGUUAUAAGUAUUACAUUUUUGCUCCACUUGGUUUACUUCACAACUGUCUAUAUUUACAUCAACUGAUGAUGCUGCCUGUCAGAAUCUCUACUUCUUCCUUUUAUACUGUGUAGAAACUGUUAAAGCUGAAAUUCACAAUAGUUUUUAAUUAACAUAUUGUUUAUAAAUCCAACUGUAUGCAAAGUGGAACAGAAUACAAUAAUUACAUAUUUAAAAAGAAGGAAAUUGAUGCUGUCUUCCUAAAUGAGAAAAUCUGAUUGCACUUAACAAUCACUUGAGUAUUCACAUUUGCAUUCCCUGAUUGGCUGAUUAUAUUUGAGCUCCAUCAUCCUUGUUGCAUUCUGAAUGUUUGCGUGUAUAGUCUGAACUGAUUUUUGUAAACAUACACGUCAUAAAUAAAUUCAUUCUUUUUAAA